Molecule: messenger RNA, 2374 nt
Organism: Monodelphis domestica (gray short-tailed opossum)
Lineage: Eukaryota; Metazoa; Chordata; Mammalia; Didelphimorphia; Didelphidae
Gene: ASB8
Product: ankyrin repeat and SOCS box containing 8
Biological process (GO): intracellular signal transduction
Molecular function (GO): protein binding
Source: RefSeq, a predicted model, not a curated record
UCGGCCAGAGUCACUAGCGAGAGCAGGAAAGCGGAGCUUAGGCUCCCGCGGGGGGGAAGGGCGGGCAGAGUGUGCGCAGGCGCCCUCCGCCGCCCGGUGACAGGCAUGUGCGCAGGCCUGUCGCCACCCCUCCGUCCUCUGAUCGUCCCAAGAGGAACGGCCUGCAUCUGACAGCUUCUGCUUCCGGGUCAACGCUCGGGAGCCGCUUUCGGUCCCCAUUACGACUCGGUGGUUAGUUUGGAGCAUGUGAACAUAUCCUGAGCCCUUGAUGAGUUCCAGUAUGUGGUAUAUUAUGCAGAGCAUUCAGAGCAAAUACUCUCUUUCAGAGCGCUUAAUUCGAACAAUUGCUGCCAUACGUUCCUUUCCCCAUGAUAACGUAGAGGACCUGAUCAGAGGGGGAGCUGAUGUAAAUUGUACCCAUGGCACACUGAAGCCACUGCACUGUGCCUGCAUGGUAUCAGAUGCUGACUGUGUGGAGUUACUCUUGGAAAAAGGAGCUGAGGUAAAUGCUCUAGAUGGCUACAACCGGACAGCUCUCCAUUAUGCAGCUGAGAAAGAUGAAGCUUGUGUAGAAGUCCUUUUGGAAUAUGGUGCGAAUCCUAAUGCGCUGGAUGGCAACAGAGAUACCCCACUUCACUGGGCAGCCUUUAAGAAUAAUGCUGAAUGCGUAAGGGCCCUCCUGGAGAGCGGUGCCUCCGUCAAUGCCCUGGAUUACAACAACGACACGCCACUUAGCUGGGCUGCCAUGAAGGGAAACCUGGAGAGUGUUAGCAUCCUCCUUGACUAUGGUGCAGAGGUCAGGGUCACCAACUUAAAGGGCCAGACACCUAUCUCUCGGUUAGUGGCUUUGCUGGUUAGGGGACUUGGAACAGAAAAAGAGGAUUCUUGCUUUGAACUCCUCCACAGAGCUGUUGGACACUUCGAAUUACGGAAAAAUGGCACGAUGCCUGGGGAGGUAGCCAGAGACCAGCAACUGUGUGAAAAACUGACUUUGCUGUGCUCAGCCCCAGGAACCCUAAAGACAUUGUCUCGAUACGCUGUUCGACAUAGCCUGGGACUCCAGUAUCUGCCAGAUGCAGUCAAGGGCCUGCCACUGCCAGCAUCUUUGAAGGAAUACCUGUUACUUGUGGAAUAACUGAGGAAGAGCUUGGGCCAUCACGCAGCUAUUCUACAUGAGGUUUGCCCUGCAGACCUGGCUCUCCUGUUCUAUCACGGGGAAAUGGAUACAAACAGCUCAUGUUUGGUGCAUAGAUUUUGAAGCAACAUAUCACAGCAAUAACACCCUUGCCACCUCCCCUCUAAGCCAAACAACAACAAAAAAAAUCCCAUGCUUUUUUGUUUGCAGAAACUGUGUGUAUUGCUUACUCAGCUUUUGACAUUGCACCUUCUAAAAGGAAAGUCUCCAUGUUCUCUUGUUUAGGAGACAUAGCUGGAGCCAGUCACACAGCUGAAUUUCUUUAGGAAAAUUAAAUGUAUUUAAAUAGUGUGUGUGAUCUCCCUGCAGAGAUGUUUGAUUACUGAAAACCCUUUCGAAACUUUUUAAUUGGUCUUUGGAGAUAUUCAGGGAAAUAACAGUCGAGAUAAUACUGUCCACAAUCCAAAGAAGAAAAUAUAACACGGCUUAAAUAGUGCAAGUUAGUAAUCACUUAACUGAAUGACAUUAGCAUUGCCUUGCAAUUGGGGGGGAAACGUUCCUUUGUUUCCCGUUCUAAGAACCAAGCUGUCCCUGUUUUCCCUGUGGUCCAGCAGAAUUAAUUUAGUUGCUCUCCAGUGUAGAGAAAAGAGUUCUCUCUGCAGACCUCCAUCAUCCCUUUCCUUUAGACCUUUUGGUGUCUGAUUCCAGGAGGAAUGCGUGGAAGCUAGGUUGCUUUCUUCCAGAGUCAAGUUCAUAGUCUCUGUAUAGAACACUCUACUAAAUGUUUAGAAUUAUUACUUAAGUUGUGCUUUGUAUCGACAUUUUGGUCAUUUCAGGCUGUGUCUGUGUAUGUGUUGCUAGUGGGGAGAUACUGUAUAGAAAAGAACUACAGACCUAGAAAAGUGUGGUUUGGGUCAACAGGACUUUCCAUUUCCACAUUCCUAAACUUUGAAUCAAGUUGUCAUUCAUCCUUCUGAGAAGCCGUAAUCUGAGGAAUAUUUGACUAAAACAAAAAACUAUGUUGGGUGGGAGAGGAAAGGGCAGGGAUGGGAGGAAACCAUAUGCAAAAUGGGAAGGAAUCUGUUGAAGUAACUGAGGAGAAAGACGGAGUGACAUACUGAAGAGAAGCAAACUGGGUUCAGAGACUUCUACACAUACUGGUUUUGUGUUACUAGAAGCCCUUUCACGGAGUACCCCAGUUCCCUUAAGACUAUGUAUAAAGUACAGAACAGAUGCCAA